AUGCAGCGAACCCCGGUUACCAAAUCCGUACUUCCGGAGGUCUCUCACGUCGCUGAUAGCGUUAGUAAUAAGCAGGGUAAAGAGAGUAAGUUGGUGUCGGAAUCGCUGAGAAGUUUCGCGUCCGGUAGCAGGCGAUCGCAUAAAAGCAAAGCAGCGGCGUCGGUAACGCAAAGUCAAAUCAGAGCUUUGGAACUCGUCGACGAACUGGAGGAAGAAGAACUGCGCGUCUCCUUAGAGCAAGAUAGGAUUGUUGCUGAGCAGCGGCUGGAAGCACUGAAGAUCCAGAAAGACCUGGAGCUCAAGCGUGAGCAGAAAAAAGCGGAAUUCAUCAAGAAAAAACGAGAACGAGCAGUUCAGAUGAGCGAGUUACGAUCGUGCUCAGGCGUGUCAAGCUGUAGCUCUACGCAACGUGUACAGGACUGGUUGAACAGAAACGUGACUCCAACGAUCGAAAUCAAAGACGACAAUGAACAUGUUGAGCCAGAUGCAGCAGCAGCAGCAAACAGUGUGAACGAGGUUUUGUGUCACGCGUUUAAGGCACUUCAGAAUCGACACGUCAAGGAUCAACCCAAGGAUCUACCAACGUUUUCUGGAAAUAUCAUGGACUGGCCAAUAUUCGAAAACGAAUUCAAGACGUCGACCGCCGAGUUCAAGCUGACGGAUAGAGAAAAUCUCAGAAGGCUGAACAACGCUCUGCAAGGGAAAGCUCGAAAAACUGUAGAGUGUUUGUUGUCGGCCUCCGAAAACGUUGGACUAAUCAUGCGGAUGCUCAAAUCGAAUUUCGGACGUACUGAGUGGGUAGUGGCGAACAGACUGGAGUUGCUACGCAACCUUGACUACGUGAAGGAAGGUAAUAUCGAGUCUUUCCGAGUUUUCUAUAACGCUGUCAUUGGAACUGCGGUGGCGCUGAAAAAUGUUAAUGCGGAGGCGUACUUGAUGAAUCCUGAGCUGAUAUCGCAUCUGGCAGAGAAGUUGCCCGCUUUUAGCAAGCAAAUGUGGGUGCGGCAUAAAGCGUUUCUGAUGAAGCAAGAUACCAUCGUCGACUUCCAGGAAUUUUCGCGGUGGUUGGAGGAUGAGAUGGAGAAUCAGUUGGCGAGUAUGAACCCUCUCUUUCUCAACAAAAAAGAUCGCAAGGAUAUACCGUUCGCGAGAUCAAAGCCUCCUGUGCUGAACGUGAACACUCGUACUGCAGACCAGAGAGGACAGUGUCCUUUGUGCAGUUCGAACGACCAUCUGAGCCUGGUGAAGUGUGAGCAGUUCGUCAAACUAUCUGUGGAACAACGGCGGUCUGCUGCAAGAUCCUGUAAGGUAUGCUAUAUAUGCUUGAAGCAGGACCAUUCUCGUAGUGAUUGCCGAUCCAACAAAUCCUGUUCAGUGUGCAAUAAGAACCAUCACGAGUUAGUGCAUUCAGACAAGGAGUACAGGAAGUCAGUUCGCAAGUUCGGUAAGAAAGAACCUGAGGAUAUUUGCCAUGUUAACGGAAGGAACGAGAAAACUCUUCUGCGUGUUGGUAAGGUUAGGAUCCGCAGCCAAGGUAGAGUUCAGGACGUGUUCGCCCUUUUCGAUGAAGGAUCUUCUAUCUCGAUGAUCGACACGGAGCUAGCCGAUAAAAUGGAUCUCCACGGACCGGUAUCUCCUGUAACAUACCGCUGGACAAAUGGAAUAACCCACCAGGAUUCGAGGUCGAUGCUGUUAUCCUUCGAAGUUUCUGGACCAAGCGAACAAGCUAAAUGGCACGAAGUGAACAACGUACGGACCAUUACGAACAUGAAUCUUCCUCGUGUGAACCUCGACAUCGCCAGGAUCAAGAGUUUGUAUCCACUCCUUGACGAGGAGAAGCUGAUUGUUCUGCAAAAUGCCACACCUAAAAUGCUGAUAGGAUCAAACAACGCCGGUCUCAUAGUUCCAUUGAAAACUGUGCAAUAUUCGUUAAGAGGUCUACAACUGACGCGUUGUCAUCUUGGAUGGACAAUCCACGGAGAAAUUGAGCCUGCGACAGUGGACACUGCUGACCAAUUUCACGUUUUCCUCUGCAAUAACAAUGAAGAUCUGGAGCUGACGGAGCAAAUAAAAGAGUUGUAUAAAAUUGAAGACUUCGGCAUCCGAGAUCAAGGUCCAAAAAUAUCCGAAGAAGAUGAACGAGCAUUAGACAUCAUGAACCGCACACUGAAGCGUCGCGACGACCGUUUUGAAGUUGGUCAGAUUUACCGAUACAACAACUUCACGUUUCCUGACAGCAAACCGCAGGCACUCCGCCGCCUGACCAUCAUGGAGAAAAAAAUGGAUGCAGACCCGAAGUUCGCCGAGCAAUAUUGUCAAAAAAUUGAAGAUUACGUGACAAAAGGCUACGCACGGAAGCUGAAUCCCGAGGAGAUGCACGAACCACCAAAUACCUGGUAUUUGCCGCAUUUCAGCGUUAUGACUGCAAACAAAUUUAGGCUGGUGAUGGAUGCCAAAGCAAAAUCACACGGCUUUUCCUUGAACGACCUUUUGUUGAAAGGACCUGAUUUCGUUCCGUCUUUGAUUGCAGUAUUAAUGCGCGGUAGACAGAAAAAAGUGGCGUUUAUGGCAGACAUCAAGGAAAUGUUCCAUCAGGUGCAGAUACGAGAGGAGGAUCAGAAUUCUCAACGGUUCUUCUGGCGUGGCAUGAACCGUACAGAGCCUCCUGAAGUCUACGUAAUGAUGGCGAUGAUUUUUGGUGCAGUAUCGUCUCCUUCUAUUGCACAAUUUAUCAAAAACUUCAAUGCGAAGGAACUAGAAGAUCGUUUCCCUGGAAUACUGCGUCCAAUAGUCAAACAACACUAUGUGGAUGACUAUUUUGAUUCGACGGAUACCGAAGAACAAGCCAUUGGAUUACUGAAAAAUGUUGUAGCGGCUCACGAACAUGGCGGUUUCAAGCUGGUUAAAUUCGUUUCCAACUCCGAAGCUGUGCUGAAAUCUCUUGACCCCUCGUUGAAAGCUGAACCGAAAGCAGAAAUGAGGAAGAUUCUAUCGCUACCGAAAAAUGAAAAACCGAAGAAGUUCACCAUCAACGUGUACGACAUGGAAGACGCAAAGAAUGAGUGGUUCAAACGAACUCAAAUGGAAUCGUUUUCCGACGAAAUCAACAGCUUGAAAACGUCAGGAUUUGUGAAGAAAUCGAGCCGUUUGUACACGUACUCUCCAGUUUUGAUUGAUGGACUCUCCAUUAUCAGCCUAUCGCCGUCGUACUCAACUGGCAUGGGCGUUGUCAUUAGGACCAAUUUCAGUCAGUAG
This is a messenger RNA of Aedes albopictus (Asian tiger mosquito), 3255 nucleotides long. RefSeq lists its product as uncharacterized. Lineage: Eukaryota; Metazoa; Arthropoda; Insecta; Diptera; Culicidae. The record is from RefSeq and is a predicted model, not a curated record. The transcript is spliced from 3 exons. The coding region runs from base 1 to 3255 and encodes 1084 amino acids.